CACCAUGGCCUCUCGGCGAGCUGAAGGGGAGUGCAAUCCCCUGUUGGAGCAGAAAGAAGCCCAGCUCAGUGGGCCAAUCCCAUCUCCCUUUGAGGGCAGAAAGGCUGCCUGCCUGGCUGUGCUGCUGGUGGAGAUCCUGGAGCGCGCAGCUUUCUUUGGUAUCGUCUCCAACCUUGUCUUGUAUCUCAACAGCAGCACCUUUAAUUGGGGUGGCUCCCAGGCUUCUCAGGCAGUUUUGAUCUUCAUAGGUGCCUCCUACCUGCUCUCGCCCAUUGGGGGCUGGCUUGCCGAUGCUUACCUAGGCUGCUACUGGACUAUUGUCUUCAGCUUCCUGCUCUACCUUAUCUCAGCAUGCCUGUUGCCCACCGUGGCCUCACAGGAGGGGCGCCUCUGGUUGUGUGGAGAGAUGCCAUCAUACCCAAUACAGCCUUCGUGCCAAGGUGACAUCUCAGAGUGUAAACAAGAGCUGCCAAAUCCAUAUUGUGCCCCUCUCCUGUACACUGGUCUACUGGUCCUGGCCCUUGGCAUCAGCUCCGUCAAGGCCAACCUCAUUCCAUUUGGUGCCGAUCAGGUGACAGACCGUGGCCAGGAAGCUACCCGACGUUUCUUCAACUGGUUCUACUGGAGCAUUAACAUUGGGGCUGUGCUUGCGCUGCUGGUGAUUGCCUUCAUCCAACAGAAUGUGGACUUCCUGAUUGGCUAUACCAUUCCUGCUGUCUGCCUGGCCCUGGCCCUUGUAAUCUUCCUUCUGGCUACCCCCAUCUUUGUCACAAAGCCAGCUGCUGGCAGUCAAGUUCUCACCAUGUUGCAUUUGGCUCUCCAGAACAGCUGUUGUGGCAAAGCAUUGCAGAAAGUGACCAUAAAAACCAGGGCAAGGAAUCCCCUGCUGGAAGCAGAAAGACCCAAUCUCCUUUCAGGGGAAAGGAACCAGCCUAUGGGGUCAUCCUAUGAACACGCCUCUAAACUCCAAGUGAUGGCAAAGAUCCUGCCAGUUCUGCUGACUCUCAUCCCAUAUUGGAUGGUUUAUUUCCAGAUGCAGUCAACCUACUACUUGCAGGGUCUCCAUCUCUCCAUUCCCAACUUCUUUCAAAACAGUCAUAUGAAUAACAGUGCACUCUCAGCAACCAUAGAUACUGUCUAUACGUUUCCAGAUGCCUGGCUCCUUCUAGCCAAUGUAAUGGUUCUGUUGAUCCUCAUUCCACUGAAGGACCGGGUGAUAGACCCAUUCCUAGCAAAGAAGAAGCUGUUGCCAUCAGCACUGAGGAGAAUGGCCCUAGGCAUGAUCUUUGGCCUUGGCUCAGUCCUAUUAGCAGGUUUCCUGGAGACUAAGCGGCUGCAAUAUGUGAAGAACAACCACACAAUCUCACAACAAAUUGGGAAAGAUGAAUACUUUGCAGCCCCACUCUCCAUCUUCUGGCAAAUCCCUCAAUAUUUACUCAUUGGAAUCAGUGAAAUCUUUGCCAGCAUUUCGGGGCUGGAGUUUGCCUACUCUGAAGCUCCCAGAUCCAUGCAAGGAGCAAUCAUGGGUCUUUUCUUCUUCAUUUCUGGAGUUGGAUCUCUUUUAGGAUCUGGUCUCCUGAGUUUGCUCUCCCUGCCAACCAAUGGUUGGAUGCACUGCCCAGAAGAUUUUGGAAACAUCAACAAAUGUCAGAUGGAUUAUUAUUUCUUCCUCCUAGGUGGGAUUCAGGCGGUAACAUGCAUCCUCUUUAUGUUCAUCUCCAUUUGCUACGAGCGUCAACAGCGACCCACCAGCUGAGAGAACAACUGAUAGCAUUUUUCAGGACUGCAAGAAGGCACCCAUGCUCUCCAGCUCUCAUCAUAGUGUUCAGUGCUAUGGCUGUCGCAGAAAGUUAAUUGAUUCAAAUGUUAUGAAGGCUAUAUUAAUGAAAAUUUGAGAAAGCAAUCCAGAAGACUACCAACAAUGGCAGAUAGUCAGGGUACUAAAAACCACAGUUUCUUAUUCAAAGUGUUAAGAAGAAACUGAAUAUGAAUGGUGGAGUUAUGGGGAAGCUAGGCUGCAGUUAAAUAGAUCAUUUCUUAAUCCAUCAAAAUGGUUCUUGCCCCUCUUAGUACUUACAAUCUCCUUUGAGCUGAACCAUUUUUGGGGGAGGCAAAAUUAAAUCCUUUAAAAAAGGAGAAUGUCAUACAUGCUGUAUAUACUUGUACAUAGACAUUCACGUAAUUUGGAGCUUCUGAUACUUUACAGCCAAAUAUCAGUGUUGCAAAUGGAGAUUUCAUGGGGAUCAAAAUUAUGGAAUAAAACCUUGUAUUUAUAGCUAACUUUUGUUAAUGUAAUAGGAAUGUACUGGAAGUUCCUUUUUCAGAACCUACCCCAGUCUUAAAGAUGCAUAUUACCAGUAGCAAUAUUUAUUUAUUUCUUUAAAUAAAUAAUGCAUUGUCCUUCAUCUGUGGACAUGGGUACCUUUGCUUCCAAGUAUUGUUGGAUGUGAGAUCUGAAUAAUACAGAAAUAUUGUAUUAUGCAUAUGGACAUGUAUAACGGGAGCUACAGUUAUGUGACUGAAUGGCACAUAGUGACUAGUUAAAACAUGCGGAGCUUUAAUUUUGGACAAAUGCAUUCUUGCAUUUAUGUAUAAAAUCUUAAAAACUUCAACAACAAAAAAAACCUUUUAGGAAAUUGUUUGAAAUUGAUAUGAAAUCCAUUAUUCCUUUCAGGAUGGCAAGAAUGGAAAUUACAAGUAUUGUUGCAAAAUCUCAGAGACAGAAUUGAAAAAGAGAUUUGACCCAAGUAAUUGGUAUGAAAAACGUCCACCAAGGGGAUGCAGUAGUUAAAAUCAAUAUAAAAGUGAGGGAGAUGGACGGUUUAAAAAUGUGAAAAAUGAAUGAAUGAAUGAAUGUGCUUUUAAGGUUUUUGAUCUGGAUUGGAACAUUAAAUUUACUGUAUUGGGGUUGCUUAUUUCAGAUCCAGUUUUCCAAGCAUUCAAUUUGCUCUUGAAUUUUUAAAACUCAAAUGUUAACUCUAUAAAACUUCAUGCUUGACAGUUCACUAGUUGUUAGCCCAAUAAAGUAGACCAGAUUAAAAACAGAUACCAAAUGGGACCUAAAUCUACUUUUAUUAGAAUAGCUACAGUAACAGAAUCUUGUGCCUCCCUUCUUUCCUCUUCUAUCUUCAUGUGAACAGAGAGGGGACUGGGAGAAUUGUCUGAGAUGCUUUUGUAAAUCCAUUUUUUUUGGCCUGGAUUCAAGCCACACUUGUCUGAUUGUUGCCUUAGUAACAGAUCUUCCUUCUGUCUUUCAAGACCAUCCUGUACACUCUCCACACUUGUAUAAUAUUAGACAUAACCAGGAAUAUAGGACUGAUGGGAAAUAAAGCUAU
Molecule: messenger RNA, 3335 nt
Organism: Protobothrops mucrosquamatus (brown spotted pit viper)
Lineage: Eukaryota; Metazoa; Chordata; Lepidosauria; Squamata; Viperidae
Gene: SLC15A3
Product: solute carrier family 15 member 3
Exons: 8
Coding region: 5-1756 (583 amino acids)
Biological process (GO): transmembrane transport
Cellular component (GO): lysosomal membrane
Molecular function (GO): transmembrane transporter activity
Source: RefSeq, a predicted model, not a curated record